This is a messenger RNA of Cyprinus carpio (common carp), 4985 nucleotides long. Its product is annotated as serine/threonine-protein phosphatase 6 regulatory subunit 2-like. The transcript has 25 exons. Gene Ontology annotation, cellular component: nucleus; cytosol. The record is from RefSeq and is a predicted model, not a curated record. Bases 409 to 3474 code for a protein of 1021 amino acids. NCBI's taxonomy places the organism in Eukaryota, Metazoa, Chordata, Actinopteri, Cypriniformes, Cyprinidae. Gene Ontology annotation, molecular function: protein phosphatase regulator activity; protein phosphatase binding.
UCCGCGUCUCCUGGUCGGCCAUUUUGGCUUGAGAACUAAUGUCAAAAUCUUUUUCUGCUCACAGUUUAAAGCUCUGAAAGGGCCAGAGCUGAGGCAGGGCUGCUGAAGGAGGAAGGGUAUUAGGGCAUCUAUGGAUGCAGGACGAUGCAUCGCCAUCCAAAGAUCACAUUUCCACUCUGACAGCCUACAGAACGCAGGUCUGAUCACAGAUUGCUGUUUGUUUGUAUCUCACAGUAUUACUGGUGCUUGUGUUGUAAUGUGAGACAGCCUUGUGGAUGGAUGGGAUAUUUGACCACUGACCACUUGAUCUAGUAAACCAAUGUGUGUAAACCGGUCUCUGCAUCCCAACUAAGGAAACACACCAUUUGACUGAAGGCUCUCUCUCUCUUUCGUCUGUCAGCUGCAGUCAUGUUCUGGAAGUUCGACCUGCACAACUCCUCUCAGAUUGAGAAGCUCUUGGAGAAGGAGGACGUGACCCUACAGGAGCUGCUGGAUGAAGAAGAUGUGCUGCAGGAGUGCAAGGCCCAGAAUCAGCGCCUCCUCCUCUUCCUCUCCCGGGACAGCAGCAUGCUGGAUCUCCUCAACCUCAUCACGCACGAGCCCCCUGCUGACCGGGAGGAGAGACUGCGCUACAAGUUUGCUAAUGUAGCAUGUGAGUUGUUGACAUGUGAUGUGUCCCUCAUCAACGAUAAAGUUGGUGGGGACGAGUCUCUGCUGAACACACUCUAUAGUUUCCUAGAGCAGACGCCACCGCUGAACCCUCUACUGGCCUCCUUCUUCAGUAAGACCUUCGGCAACCUCAUCACCCGCAAAACAGAGCAGGUGAUCGGUUUCCUGAAGAAGAAGGAGGAUUUUAUAGGGCAGGUGUUGAAACACUUGGACACGUCGGCCAUGAUGGAUCUGGUGCUGCGUCUCAUUAGCAGCGUGGAGCCCGUCUGUCUCAGACAGGAAGUGCUUACUUGGCUGAAUGAAGAGUUUCUGAUCCUUUUAUUCAUUACGGAAGGCAGUCAAACGCGCUCCACCAACACUGGUGCCCCUCAGGCGCUGUGUGACAUCAUCCGUCUGAAGCCAGAGAUCAUCGGUCUCAUCCAGGACACGAGUCUGCGUGAGCAGCUGGCUCAGCUGCUGUGUGUGUGUUUCAGACAGCAGAGCAUUGACGUCCUAUUGAAGAACAUGUUUGAAGGGGAAAAGAGUGAAGUGUGCAUUGUCAAUGGAACGCAAGUUUUACUCACACUGUUGGAAACUCGUAGACCGUGUGUUGAGCAGGUGAUUGACCCGUGCUCUCAGGGAUUGGAAAAGUCUUACACUGUAAACAACAGCAUUUUAAUGGCCAUCCAAACACAUCUAAAGCACUUUCACCACCUUCUGUUAAACCCACCCAAGAAAUGUGUGAUGUUGACCACGAUGGGCAUUCUGGAGGAGCCGUUUGGCAACGCACGACUGCAUGGGUCCAGACUGAUGGCUGCUCUCUUGUACACCAGAGCUCCCAGAAUCCACCACGAACUCUGCCAACUGAACAUGAUCAACCUGCUGCUGGAUUUGUUUUUUAAAUUUUCUUGGAAUAACUUCCUACACAUCCAAGUGGAGCACUGUGUCUCUGCCAUCCUUAACCAGCCGACAACCAACGGGAAAACACACGACAGUCCAGAUCAGAUUCAGCUGGAAACAAAAGACACACAAAACUCAGACAAAUCUGACAUGUUCACACACUGUGACCUGAUAAAGCAUCUACUGAAGGACUGCAGACUAGUUCAGAGGAUUUUGGAUGCUUGGGAAGAAAAUGACAAAACACAGGAAGCUGGAGGCAUGAGAAAAGGCUAUAUGGGUCAUCUAACCAGGAUUGCCAAUACAGUGGUGCAGAAUGCAGAGAGAGAACAGGAACAGACCCAAAUCUCACAGCUAAUAAAAGAUCUACCAGAGGACUAUAAAGCACGCUGGGAACAGUUUGUGAAUGAAACACUAACAGAAACUAACAAGAAAAACACAGCAGACCUGGUGUUCUCCGACUAUCAGAUCCAGGAGAUGACAGCGAACUUUGUUGAUCAGUUUGGACUGAAUGAUGAUGAAUUCGGAGAGCAUGACAGCAGCAUCAGUGCCACGUUCGAUCGAAUUACGGAGAUCAACUUUAAACUGGUUGAUGAGAGGGUGAGCGCUGCCAUCUUUGAGACUCACACGAAGGAGCGAAUCCGACCGUUUGAUGAUGCUGAGGAGGAGGAAGAUAUUUGGGAGGAUAAAGAAAUCAAUUAUGCAACACAAGUGAAAGCCAGAAGCAGGUUUGGAUUGGUGACAAACACUCAGAAGAAUGAGGCGGAUGGUGGCUCUCGCAGAUUGCUGGGGUCACCUGACAUGGAGUGGUUUCCGGAGACCAAACAAACUCCAGAAAAGGCCAAGAACCAGGACACGGACAAGCAGUCCAGUGAUCCGCAGAGUCCUGGAUGGAUAGCUUUUGAAGACGACUUCAGCUGUCGGGAUUUCGCGAGUAUCGCCAUGGAUACAGGCUCCAGCGUGUGGGGGAGCUCUACCGCCCAGCUCAGUGAGACGGAGGAGAAGGGAUGGGCGACUUUCACGGACUUCCAGCCCUUCUGCUGUUCAGAUGCAGGACCCAGAUGCAGUUCACCUGUGGACUCAGAGAAUCCAAACAAACAGAGCCAAAAUGAAGAAACUAAAGGCUCAACAGCGUGUGUGUGGAGUGUGUGUGGGGCGAGGAAGGCUCCACUGGUGGCGUCCGACAGCAGCUCCAGUGGGUCAGACAGUGAGGAAGAGGAGGACAGAACCAACAUCAUCACAGAGAGCAUCGCCACGCCCAAUGCCAAGGAAAGCGCUAAACUCAGUGUAGAUGCAAAAAAUGAGAAAGCCGUCUUCAUCAGAAAGAAAAACAGUCUACAUUUAGUCCCAUCUGCUGAGGUCAAACCUUACCUGAAAGAUCACUUCCUGUCCAGACGCAUCACUGAUCUCGACCUUCUGACCCUCUCUGCCCUGCCACAUGGCCUCGACCAGCAGGAGUGGAUAGCAACAAACACGGUGUCGUUUUUCCAGCACACUACCCUCUUCUUCAGCACUCUGUCUGAUUGUUGCUCAAUUACAACGUGUCCGGCGGCCAAAAGCUCAGGAAACCUUUUGUAUGAAUGGACAGACGAUCAGGGGAAGAAACUGAAGUGUUCAGCUCCGAUCUACAUCGACUAUGCCUUGUCCUACAUCCAGGAGAUACUCACAGAUGAGCGUGUGUUUCCCACUAAGGCCGGGUCAUCGUUCCCUUCUGGAUUCAUGUUCCUGAUUCAGAAGAUCUUUGUGAUGCUCUUCCGUGCGUUGGCUCACCUGUUCAGCGUUCACUACCAAGAAGCCAUCGCUGUGGAGUUACACCCGCACCUCAACACGCUCUUCACACACUUCAUCACCUUCAGCCACACGUUCAGACUGCUGGAGCCCUCAGAGACGGCACCGAUCGACGAGCUCAUCGGAUUGCUCACAUGCUGACACACAAACACACGGAAACACAAGGAAUACACACGUGAGCCUGUGAAUCAUACAAUUCACAAAUGGGACACUCUAUAGCUUUGGCACCUAAUGGACACGUGUAAGUGAAGACCACAAGACUGUAAGUCCACACGUCCACAUCAAGUGCACUAUUUAGGACAGGUCCUUUUUUUUUUUUUUUUGAUGUUACAUGAAGAAUCCCUUUGAUGUUUUGUCCCAGUAGAACUAGAAUGUGUUAAUCAACUUCAGACUAAGCUCUGAUUGGACAGUGCAGAUGGCCCCGCCUAUGAGUAGUUUUUCAGUGCCAGCUGUGAACGGUGGGCAAUUUUCUUUUGGCGGGAUGCAAUUUUUAGGAAUCUGGGAGCACUGGGAAAUUUCAACUGUGAAUUGUAGCCAAAUUAUUCCCUCUUUGUAUGGUUGUCUGCCACAACCAAUGAAAAAACAAUGUUUGGGGAGAAAAAAAUGCUUUUGCAAAAAGAUACACUGUCAUUUAAAAGUUUAAGCUCACAUUUUUUUAUUUUUUUGCUGAAAGAAAUUACUACUAUUCAUCAAGGAUGCAUUAAAUUGAUCAAAAGUGAGUCAGUGACAGUAAAUAAAUCUAUGUUACAAAUACUUUUAUAAUGUUACAAAAUAUUUUGGUUUUAAAAAAAAAAAAAAAUCUGUACUUUUCUAUGUAUUAAAGUAUCCGGCGGGGAAAUGUCUCACAGUUUUAAACAUAUUAAGCAACACAACUGUUUUCAACAUUGAUAAUGGCUGCUGAAAUAUCACAGGACUAAAAUAUAUAAAAACACAAAACAUAUAUAUUAAAUUGUAAUAAUAUUACUGUUUUCAUUUAUUUUUGAUCAAAUAAAUGCAGACUUGAACAUAAUCACUACGAUAAGCCUAAUUCACACAAAACACCUAGAAUUAUACUGUGAUAGAACAAUAUGUACGUUAGCCAUAAUAUACUGCUGAUGGUCUUAUACUGGUUUAGCGCUGGUUUAGCGCUGGUUCGUGUUCCUGUGUGUUGAAAGAGAGAGGAAUAUGAGGAUAAAGAGAGAGAUCAGAUGUUUCUCCUGAAUCCUGAGCAUUCAUAAAUGAACAGCCCUGAGGAUAUUAGAAAUAUACACAUGAAUACACACCGUGGAGAGCUGGUCUGACUGGUUCCCGAGAGGAAUUAGAUCCGUUUAUACACACUCACUACAUCCAGCCAUUGUCAUCAGUGCAUUUAUUUAUUUGCCUUUUUAUCCUCUGCGAAGUAUUUUAGUAAGAAGGAACUGAAUUUUAGGAUGACAGACUGUUACAUUUGUCAAACACACAAAAUAGUGUUUUAGUAUACUAGCCUAUUAUACAUUGUCUACAUAGUAUAUACUGUAUACUGCUUUAAAAAAAAAACUAGCUUGUCAUUUCCCAGACAGCACACGUAUACGUCUGCAAGAUGUCUGUUAAAGAUCACUUAAUCUGGAAAGCAUCUGCUGUGUAGCUAAACAUCUGAUGGACGUCUUUCAGAUGUCAGUUUUACAUACAUUAUA